Molecule: messenger RNA, 735 nt
Organism: Drosophila hydei
Lineage: Eukaryota; Metazoa; Arthropoda; Insecta; Diptera; Drosophilidae
Exons: 3
Coding region: 72-650 (192 amino acids)
Source: RefSeq, a predicted model, not a curated record
CAUUAUAGCUUUGAUUUAGUGUACAGUUCUGACCUAUGCCUGAACUCUAGUUCAAAUGCCGGCUGGAUGAGAUGGAGAAAUAUUUGGUAGUUUGCAGCUAUGCGAUUGCAAUUCUGGAUCUAUUGUCCGCAGUGCUUUUCGCCAGUGUCUCUGGAAUGCUAUAUGCACAGCACCAUCACUGGACGUCGCUGGCAGCGCUUGCUUUUGCCAUCAUUUGGAUUUGCCUCAUUAUUGUGCUGUUGCUGGGUAUUUAUCGGCGCCAGUUGAAUUUCGUGCGCUACUGGUUGGUUUUCACCUGCUUGGGCAUUAUGCUGGAUGCCUUUCUCUUACUUUACGGAUUGACACUGGCGGUGUGCAUGAACUGGGAGGGCGUUAAGUUGACCGUUAUGCCAUUCGCUGGGUUGGCUGUAGAAAUGACUUUCGUGUUCAUUAUAUACGUAUUCUACCUGGAUAUUAUUGAGAGUGAGCAGUGGAUACCACUGAGAUACACCAGAUUUAAAGCCGGCUGUAGCUUAAAGCACAGCAAAUACACCUCUAGUAGUGCUGGAAUACUGCGAAGGGAGCGCAAGCGUCUAAGGAAAAUGUACACGAGAGACGAGAAAGCUGCCUUUAAGGAGCCACACCGUAAGCUGCGUAGAGGGCAGCCUUAAUUACCACAGCACACCUAUAAUUUAUGCCUUUCUGUCAAGUCGGGAAAAAUGGAAAGUAGGCCAAGCGUUUCUGCUGCUCAACGUU